AUGAAGCUGGUCAAGAGUCACGCUGAUGAAACGGUCGCAACUCGUGGACUCGAAAUCAUGAAACGGAAUCAACUACUCGAACAAACAGUUCACAACGUUGAAAAGACUAUGCUAUGCAAUUUCUUUGAAGCUACUGAACCCAAGCCAAAUCAAGCGAUAGUAUCCAUCAUAGACAAAGCGCUUACAUACGCUAUUGAUGUCUUACUCAUGCGACCAGAUUUAUUUGAUGAUUUUGCCAAGCGCGUUCUUCUCGAUGUCAUGCUGUCACAUCCAGAAUAUGUUCCCCGAGCAUGGGGCGGCGACUUCUUAAUAAUGCGCCAAAGGGAAGAACGUUUCAGAGCGGAACAAGAAAAAGAAGAAAGGAAAGUGAAGCCACCUACCAUUGCCGACGACAGAACCGCCGCACCAGAAGAAGAGAAAGCAGUCCCGUCGCAAAAGUUGGAAAUGAGAAAAGAAACAAAAGUCUUGAGAGGUGUUCAAGAAAGCCCACUCGACAAAGAAAAGGAAACAGCAAUGAAGAAGUCGAAUGCCUACGAAAAAUUGAAGGGACUCGAUAAUAGACGACAUCCGUCAACACCAUCGCCGUCAUCGCCGUCGGCGGUGCAAAAAAAAGAAGCAGCACCGCCUCUGAGAGCUCCUGCUCGAAAGAAGCAAGCAGCGGAUAAAGGAAAUGUCGUUGUGGUAGAAAAGCGAGAAAAAUGA
Molecule: messenger RNA, 702 nt
Organism: Cylicostephanus goldi
Lineage: Eukaryota; Metazoa; Nematoda; Chromadorea; Rhabditida; Strongylidae
Source: the annotation of a GenBank genome assembly